Molecule: messenger RNA, 682 nt
Organism: Bacillus rossius redtenbacheri
Lineage: Eukaryota; Metazoa; Arthropoda; Insecta; Phasmatodea; Bacillidae
Product: kunitz-like toxin PcKuz3
Exons: 2
Coding region: 20-277 (85 amino acids)
Molecular function (GO): serine-type endopeptidase inhibitor activity
Source: RefSeq, a predicted model, not a curated record
AUUGUGCAGAGCCGUCGUCAUGUUCGGGUCUAAGCUGUGCUUGAUGCUUCUCUACUGCGUAGCGAUGGUGGUCUACGAGGUCUACGGCUAUAUAAACCCAUGUUGCAAACUGCCGGUGGAACCUGGAAACUGCAAUAAUUAUAAAACGAGGUACUUCUUCAACACCGACACGAGAAGCUGCCAGAAGUUCCUGUUCGGCGGCUGCCAAAGCAACUGCAACAACUUCAAUUUCAUGUUCGAGUGCCAGGACGAGUGCGAGGGCGAUCAGAACAACUGAACCACGACACUAACACUCGGCGAAAGCUGCGAGUCAAACAACAAUCGUGGCUCCAAAAUUCUAACAGCUUAAUUGGCCAAUAAUGGAACUGUCUAACCAGCGUCGUGGCAAAUGCACGUUGUUGAGGUUAUAUAACACCGUAUCGUACUGUAAGUCUCAGUUUUAAUGCACCAAGUAUCUAAUAUAUCCGGAUAAAUACAUUAAAAUAUAUUUUUGGUAUGUACAUGAGAUUUAACUGAUUAAUUUACUUUGUAUUAACGAACUUCGCAACUACACACCACUCGCUUCAUCAUUGGGUAAGUUGGUACACUUGCUGACUGGCAUUUGAGAGUGAAAAUAAACAUUUGGAGUGUGUAUUAUUAUGUAAUUUGAAAUAAAUGAUUCAAAAUAUAAAAAUGUAUCCUU